Molecule: messenger RNA, 771 nt
Organism: Panicum virgatum (switchgrass)
Lineage: Eukaryota; Viridiplantae; Streptophyta; Magnoliopsida; Poales; Poaceae
Product: parkeol synthase-like
Exons: 7
Coding region: 1-771 (256 amino acids)
Biological process (GO): triterpenoid biosynthetic process
Cellular component (GO): lipid droplet
Molecular function (GO): intramolecular transferase activity
Source: RefSeq, a predicted model, not a curated record
AUGUCUUACAUUUAUGGGAAGAAGUUUGUUGGCCCAGCCACCCCAGUUGUACUGGAAUUGAGAAAUGAACUCUACAAAGUCCACUAUGAUGAGAUUGACUGGAACAAAGCUCGUACUGAAUGUGCUAAGGAAGAUAUGUACAAUCCGCAUUCGUCAGUUCAGGAUAUACUUUGGUCUAUUCUUCACAAGUUUGUUGAACCAGUUCUGAUGCAUUGGCCUGGGAGAAAACUGAGGGAGAAAGCUCUUGCCACUGCCAUGAGGCACAUUCACUAUGAAGAUGAGUGCACUCGAUACAUCAACCUUGGUGCUGUACCCAAGAUUUACGAUGGAAGCCAAGUGUGGGACGCAGGUUUAACAGUUGAGGCCCUUGUGGCUACCGACUUUGUCAAAGAGAUUGGACCAACUCUUAAUCGAGCGCAUUCCUUCCUUAAGAAUUCGCAGUUGCUUGACAACUGCCCCAGAAAUUUUGAAUACUGGCAUCGCCACAUCUCCAAAGGUGGAUGGACAUUUACUACAGCUGAUGAUGGUUGGCAAGUUUCAGAUUGCACUGGAACAGCAUUAAAGGCUUGUCUACUGUUAUCAAAGAUUUCUCCUGAAAUCAUUAGCGAACCAUUGGAAACUGAUAGACAAUAUGAUGCUGUCAAUUGUCUGAUGUAUUUCAUGAAUAAUAAUGGUGGCUUUUCAACAUUUGAACGCAUCAGAUCUUAUGCAUGGCUGGAGUAUAUUAAUCCUUCCGACGCAUUUGGGCGUGUAAUGAUUGAAUACCCGUAA